Molecule: messenger RNA, 1415 nt
Organism: Pundamilia nyererei
Lineage: Eukaryota; Metazoa; Chordata; Actinopteri; Cichliformes; Cichlidae
Exons: 6
Coding region: 340-963 (207 amino acids)
Source: RefSeq, a predicted model, not a curated record
ACACCCCCUAAAUAUAGCUAUUGGCACAGUCUAAUCUUUCUUUAUGAGUGCAUUGAUGCGUACCACUUAAUGCAGCAGCUUUCUUUUGAUAGGGUGUAACUUGAUUCCCAAGGCAACUGUUGCCACCGCAAAACACUAAACACAUAUAUCGGUACGUCAGUAUAAUCUCUAACUAGCACCACUAUAGCAAUCUGGUAUAUUUAAACUUGGAUUUGUUUUUUUUGUGUGUUGUUGCAUGUUGAUUUAAUGCUAAGGCAACUACACCUUUAAGAAGAAAAGUAGAGCUUUGAAAGUUUCGUUGGACUCCUCUGGUGUGCUAACAGAAGUGUGAAGUAUAAGAUGAAACUACCAGCCAUCUCCAUAGCUUCCACGCCAGUCUGUAUUCCUCGCGCACCUCAAGGUCGCUGCCUGGUGGAUACAACCGUAAAAUUUCCCGUAAUUUCGGACUCCGCACAGUUUUGGAAAAGCAAUCAGAGUAUUCCCAGAUUGAACCCUUUACACCCACCAUUUGUCCAUAAACGGACUGUCAGUCUGGAGACACCAGAUGUUCACCAGCACAACCACCAGAGGACACUGAUCAUGCAGAGAAAAGAGCAUUACAGAUAUCAUCAGGUAUGGCGAAAACCCUUCUAUGGAACCAGCAGUGAGAGAGAAGAGUACAGGAAGGAGUUGCGAGAACAGCUGAAGAGACAAAUAGAGGAGAAAUGUGCAGCAAUAAAGCUGCAGCUGGCCAAUAAAAUAAAGGAAGCGGAGACUCUCCGAGAAGCAGACCGCCUCGAUCUGGCCAGUGAACGAGAGCAAAGGAUCCAACACAGCAAAGCAAUGGCGGUGUACAGAGAUGAGAACAAGAGGCUAAUGGAGCAGAGCUGGAGGGACAGAGCACUAACACGUUCCCAGGAGGCCCUGAAUGAAAGAGAGCUGCUGCGCCUCAACCCCAUCAACUGGAGUGGAACACUGAAAUAGGUCAAACCUCCCCAGGAGGUCAAAACGUCAGACUUAGGCCUCACUGUAGCAUGUGUGUCAGGUGGAAAAAUGGGAUCCCAAAUGUACAGUGCAGAAUCACUAAAGGAACUAAUUUUAAAACAUUUUUGGAUUACAUACAGUCAUGUGAAAAAAUGGGUACACAGUCUUUCAAUUCACAGUUUUUGUAUCAGGUCAUUAAAAAAAAACAAAAUCUGGUCCUUGGCAAAUCUUAAAAUUAGGUCAAUACAACCUACAUAUCAUACAAUGUCAUCAUUUAUUUAAACACAAAUUCAGACAAAAUACAGAAGCAGUUUUAAAAGCUUAGUACACCCUUAUUACUUCUAUAGGAAUUCAAAAAGUAAGCAACACUAGGUGAGCUGAUCAGUUUCCUCUUACUUUAUUGAUAACCAGGAAGCUUAUCAAAAACAAUUUGAAGUCCACCAGUAUAUGGU